Messenger RNA from Coffea arabica (coffee), 2122 nucleotides. NCBI's taxonomy places the organism in Eukaryota, Viridiplantae, Streptophyta, Magnoliopsida, Gentianales, Rubiaceae. The record is from RefSeq and is a predicted model, not a curated record.
CUGAAACCCCCUUUUUCUUCUUCUUGCUUUCAUGAAAUUGAAUUGAUUUCUGUGUUCUUUGUGCUUGUUCUUAUGCCUUACUCUUUUAAUAACUCGAGCAACCGGUACUUCACUACUUGGUGGAUUAUCAUGCUAUGGUUUUUGGGCAUGUUGACAUCAUCUGGUUGGCUGCCUGUCAAUAAGCCAUCUGACUGAUCAAUUUUAGCACAAAAAGUUAUGUCUUCAUUCAUUUUGCUGCAACUUGCUAAUUUCUGAAGCAAGAUCAAAAUACUUUCCUUUUGGGUUCAUUACUUCUUCCAGUGGUAUACCAUUUCUUGUGGUCUUCCUCAUAUUCUCCAAAAAACUUGAUGCCAGAUCACAUGAACAGUCUCUCAAGAUUUCCAAAUUUUCCUCACACAACGGACACACAGAGCCCCCCCCUCUCCCUCUCUCUCUCUCUCUCUCUAUGAUGUUAUGAAUCAUUACUAGGAUUGGCAGAUGCAGAUUUAAGAUAGCUGCUGCUUGUGUCAUGCCUACAUCACUUCUUUUUUCAGGACGUGGACUGAGAUGCUGUUCCUUAUUCUUCCCAGGCCAUAUCAUCAAGCAUAUUGGAUACGUUCUUAAAAUGUUUCAAACUUAUAGGAGAACUCCUGGAGAAGUUUCCAGUACUUCCACUGAUAACAAGAUUUCAAAUUCCAGCCAACACACACCCCGGGUUAACAAUGAAAUACCUGAUGCAAAUGAUGCAACAUUUGAUCAUGAGAGGCUUUCUGAAAGGUUAUCAACAUAUGGUCUAGCUGAAUUGCAAAUUGAGGGUGAUGGAAAUUGCCAGUUUCGAGCUCUUGCAGAUCAGUUAUUUCGUAACCCAGAUUAUCAUAAACAUGUCAGGAAGCAGGUUGUCAAGCAGGUAUUGUUUAGUGACUACCAAUAGGAUUUUCUUCUUCUUUACUCAAUAUAGUUAGUGCUCAGACACCUUUCUUGUGUUAUUGUUCAAUGAUGUGAUUGGUUGAGUGACCUUUUGCAUAGACAAUUUAGUCCAUUGGCCUAAAUUGAACUUUUAAUAUUUUAGUAACCAUUCCGAUUGUUCUAGUCUAAUUUUAACACCUUCUAUUUUAUCUUAGGUAAUCUUGAUGAAAUCUUGAACCUGGACAAAAGUUUGAUAGAAAUAUCUUUGCAAUACCUACCACUUGGAAAUCAGCGAUAUGUUCCAACAUGAUAUUGUAUAAACAAACUCAAAUGUUCGUAAAAGCAAUAAACAAAAAAAACGAGUAUGAUUUCUUGGCACAUUGUUAUGGAAGUGUACAACGUACACAUGGAGGCAGAAUACAAUAUCUUACCAUGCAAAAGAAAUUACAAUCAAGUUGCUCAUAAAGAUCUGUAUUAACAUGCAUUAAUGGUUUUUUUUUGUCUAUUGAACAUUGAAAAUUGGCAUUCUUCAGUAGAUUUACAAUAGGUAUUACUACUAAAUAGGUUGUUUUUAUUUAGUAAUGCCAUAGGGGAAUGCAUCAAAUGAAUUCUGUUGAUGUUUCAAUUAUUAGAAUACCCUUGUUUACUGAAGGUAUGAUGCUUAAACCGUUCUUUAAUCGAAAAUCAUGUAGUGUUCUUUUCAUUGGAAUGUAUCAUAGGUCCCUGUCUUGUAACAGAUAUAGAUUUGAACCUUUGCAUUGACUAGGUUUAUAGUGCUUCAUAUGGUUCUCUAACAGAUGAGUUACUUUUAUUCAAAGUUGAGGGUCAUUUCUGAUGAAGAAAAUUUUUAACAUGGAUCUUGUUUUAUAUGAUGGAUUAUAUGUAGUCUGCGGAAUCUACUUGGAUACCUAGGAAUAAUGGUCUUACAGUUCUAUAGUUGGCUGUAGGAUGCAAUUCUGUUUCUGGAAUAAACAACAUUAGGAAGUGAAUCAUUCUUCAUGGGGGAAUGCUACUUUGAAGCACUAGCAAUGCUUGACACUCAAAUCUACAAUUUUCCAAAGAAAUGUAGAAUACACUUGCCUGCGUUUGAUGACCUAAUGUAAAGGUCGUAUCUGGUAUUAUAUCGAAAGUACAAGUUUAAAAUGAUGGUCAUAUGUUGUUGGAAAGUCUUUUAACAGUGAUCUAAGAACUGGAUGGACAAGAAUGAAAAAUUCCUUAUUGUACACCAAAGAUCCCU